AUGCCGUACGUCGAAGUACUCCCAAACUCGGCCACCACCGUCGCGCCCGGAUGGACGUACGUCGUGGAUACCGGCUACGACCCCUCCAAAGUCGCCAUCAACCCAAAGAACAAGAAGCGCGCCGCAGCAGCAACACCCGGCGGUCAACGUGGCGAAAAUGAACUCUCAGCACGCCAGCAGACCGCCAUAGCACGACGCAUAGCAGAGCUAGAACGCGACAACGAUCCCAAGCAAACCAUUGCUAUUCCUGGCAAACCAGGCGUGCCUAAGACACAGAAUGCUCGCAGAAUCAUACAGUACCAGCGCCAGAUCAAGCAUUGGCUCGACGACGAAGAAGCGCAACUAGGCCUCGUGACAACCGCAUCGCGAGCUCAGCCCUCAAGGAAACAAAGUACAUACGCCUCCAUACCUGCGACACCCAUCGAGCCAGUGCCCGCGACCCCGGCUAUAGCGCAGACGCCGUCUCGCCUCGAUGACACAAAUGCAGACGAUGACGACGCGCUGCUUUCUAUCGAUCGCGCGAUGCCGCUGCCGCUUAAUCCUGAAGAGAUGGAGGCUUUGCUGGCUGCGCCGCCGCUUUCAUAUGCUGCAAGCCAUGUUGCGGCACCUCCUGCUGAGGCACCGCCGCAGAGGCAGUUUUGCGAUAAUUGUGGCUAUUGGGGGCAGAUCAAGUGUCGGAAAUGUGGUGCGAGGGUUUGUGGGUUGGAGUGCAAGGAUGCGCAUGAGGCUACGAGGUGUUUGAAGUGGGCUUGA
Molecule: messenger RNA, 753 nt
Organism: Bipolaris maydis ATCC 48331
Lineage: Eukaryota; Fungi; Ascomycota; Dothideomycetes; Pleosporales; Pleosporaceae
Biological process (GO): chromatin remodeling
Cellular component (GO): Swr1 complex
Molecular function (GO): nucleosome binding
Source: RefSeq, a predicted model, not a curated record